This is a messenger RNA of Chelonus insularis, 1074 nucleotides long. RefSeq lists its product as uncharacterized. Bases 135 to 1043 code for a protein of 302 amino acids. The record is from RefSeq and is a predicted model, not a curated record. Lineage: Eukaryota; Metazoa; Arthropoda; Insecta; Hymenoptera; Braconidae. The transcript has 3 exons.
UAUGUAUUUUUAGUGUAGGUAAAAUUUUAAAAAAUUAAUUCUGUUUUUAUAAAAAAAAUUCGUAGUAAAAAUGUAUCAUACCAUUUAAAUUAAUGCAUUCAAAAUUAUGUUUAUGUAAAAUUUAAUUAACCAAAAUGCCAUGUGAUGGAAGAAACGACAAUUGCAGACGCCGCAGGGAAUUAUUAACCCAAUUAAAAUGUAUUGUAGAUUCUAUGGAUAGAAAAAAACCAUGCGAAUGGGAUAAGCCAUCAGCUCCACCACCAAUAAAUAUUUGUAAAGAUGUACCACCUCAACAAAAUUCAUUUGAAUGCUAUAUCCCCAUCAAAGAUACUAAAAGUGUGUUUUUACGAGGUAGUGUGAUGCACAGAUGUGAAUGUAUCAAAAGAAAUGGUUUACAGGAUCGAUGUAUGAUGUGGGAUUGCAUGGGUAAACCUGAAUGUAUGACAAAAUUAUAUCCAAUAUGCGAGCCGGGUCAAAAAGCUCUUUCUAAAUUUAUGGAGCAUGGAGAUGUCAAUGCUGCACUAGAAAAAUUAAUCGCAGCAGACAAAGCUCGUGAAUUAGCUUUGGCAAAUUACUGUAAGCUUGUUGGUCCUGAAGUGAAUAAUGAUGGCAUUGAACGUUUACCACCAGCAUUCAUUUCUCCCCCAUCAACAUUUUCAACAUCACCAUCUCCUAAAGACCCUAGAACUCAGCUAAAACAUCAAAGAAUGUACAACAACCAGCAACCUCAAAGACUUCAACAACCUUAUCCACCAAUGCAAGGGGCUCAACUAUUACGUCAAGAGCCAAUUUACCAACAGCCUAUGAGUUAUUCACAUACACAGGAGCAACAACAUCAGCAUCAGCAUCACCAUCAUUUUCAUCCACAAUAUUUUGAAUAUCCUACAUCUUUUACGAAUAACCAACCAGCUUAUCCACCACAUCAAGAGCAUUCGAUGAAUCAACGGUAUCAAUUUCAAAUGCCUGCUCAAUUUGUGCAGCAACCUCCUUCUCCUCCUCCUCCUAAUCCUCCUUACAUACAAAAUAAUUUUCUUCCAUGUUAAAUGUUUACAUAAUGAACUAGAGCCAAUCGGA